CAUAUGAGUGCCUGUUGUUAAAAACAAGAUAACACCAUUUCUUUCACAUUGCAGAUAUUUAUAUGCAGACUUUAUUCAGACUGUUUAUUAUUGCUCGGCGGUGAUAAUUUUUAUCUGUAAACGUAGCUGUUUCGUCUGGUGAACUGAUAAUUACUGACAGAUGUAAAAUACUCUGCCUCGUUACAUUUGGUCCGCAGCACGGGCUUCAGUGCGUAAAACAGUUCAAAAUUAACUCUAAGCGAGCUUAAAAUUAUUAAAUUUAUUAACAGACAACACUGGAGGCAUGAAUAAGCGAGAAGGUGAAGGAUGUCCCCGGAAGAGUGCUGAUGCAGUGCAGGUUCGUGAUGUGAGUGGCAACCCAACUUCGCCUGUCAUCACUGUGUUCAAAGUUUUUCAGCAGGAGCUCGACACCAAACACGAUAAAUAUGAGCGUCUUGUUAAGAUCAGUAGAGAUGUCACCAUCGAAAGCAAGAGGACCAUUUUUCUUUUACACAGAGUCAACAGUGUACCAGAUGCAGAGGAUAUCCUUAAAGAAGCAGAUGCGAAACUGGAUGGAGUCAGGCAGAAAAUUGGUCAUAUUGCUGAAGAGCUACGAGGAGAUGACAUCUAUCAGUUUCACAGAGCUUUCACGCCAGGGAUCCAGGAGUAUGUGGAGGCUGUGUCCUUCCUGCACUACAUCCGUCACCGCAGUCUCAUCAGCCUGGAGGAGAUCAACGCCAGACUGGUGUUCAUGAGGACCGAGAAGGCAGAUCCUGAGGGCUCAGCUGAAACCCUGCCCGUGGGAGCUCAGGUCCUGACCUUCCAGGUGACGCCCUCAGACUACCUGCUCGGCGUGGCCGACCUGACUGGAGAGCUGAUGCGGAUGUGCAUCAGCAGCGUGGGCAACGGCGACAUCGACACGCCCUUCCAGCUGAGCCAGUUCCUGCGGCAGAUCCACGACGGAUUCUCCUACAUCGGGAACACGGGCCCCUACGAGGUGUCCAAGAAGCUGCACACGCUGCGGCAGAGCCUGGGCAAAGUGGAGGAUGCCUGCUACACCCUGCGAGUCCGCGGCUCAGAGAUCCCCAAACACAUGUUGGCCGACGUGUUCUCCAGUAGGACCACGCUCAUCGACCCUGAGGAAGGAGUGGUUUAAGCCCUUCAACAGCAUUAUGUUCCCUCUGGUGUCAUUGUCUGCUUCAGUUUUAUUCCACUUUAAUGUCUUUUUAAUGGGAUAUGUUUUGCAACAUGCUUUUUGCUGUUAUUGUUACAAUAAAACCAGAUUUAUAAUAGACUGUUUUUUUUUUCUUUGAUAAAGAUCUGAUGACUUCACUUGUUUUGCAUGAAUAAAAGUUCUGUGCCAAAUAUACCAUGCUCUCCCUGUUUUAAGCUGCUUUGAUAAUGUGUGUGUGUGUUUAUUUUAUUUUCCUCUCUGCCCUUCCCUCUCUCUAUCACACACAGAUAAUCUAAGGUAGAACCACUGGCUGCCUGCACUCACUGCAUACUGUGUGGAGGAGGAACAUGUGACCUUUGUACAUUGUACGUGCCUAUUCUCUGGUAGGCUCGCUGGCACACACACACACACAAACACACAAGCCCUCGCCUCCUCAUUCUACCAUCUUUAAACAAUCCUCGCCACUGCGUUAAUUCAAAGUAAGGUUUGGUAUGCGCCGAGACAUAUUCCUGGCAGAGACCUGAUAUCCACUUGCUGCUUCCUCAUCCCCUUGUGUCAAUUCUGACCUUCCAGAUGGAUGUUUGAGGCAGUGAGAAAGGAUUCGGCCGCAUUGAUGGUCGGCCACACGGUGAUGUCUGACUAAUCUGUAAUCAGCAGCAGAGGCUCUUAUUCAUAGCUGAGGAAAAAGUUAUGAGGUUAUGAGAAAUGGCCACUUGUGAGUCUGAUUAUUAAAACAUCCAAACAAAAACAAGAAGACUGCCUCUAUAGGUUUUCCAGUUUCCAUCUCAGACAGCAGCUGCUGUGCUUCACAGCCAGUUAUUGCUCAACUCUGACAAGGUCAAAUGGAGCUUUAGGCUGAAAUGCAUCUCUUAAUGCAAACACGUGUACGACGGUUGUUGUUUUGUUGGCUGAGAGUUUUGUGUUUAUCCACAGAUAAGAUCAUGCUUUAUUUCAUCCCUCUUGAUAUUCUGUUGACCGUGAAAGGGUUUGAAUGUAAUUUGAGUCUGCCAUCUGGUGGCCAGUGUCAGUACUACAAAUGGAUGACCUGGAUCCUGUCUUCAGCGAGGUGUUAUUCCAAUACAUUUUGUAGAAAUAAGAUAUAACUUAAUGAAACACGAUACUGCAAAUUAUUAUUAUUCACAGCUGUUGCUUUACACAUGUUUAAUUUUGUUUGGUCAGAUUUUUAAGCUGUUUUUGUUUUUUAUUGAGGGAGUCAGAGACAGACAGACGACUGGUCUGGUUUCUUUUGUUUGGUGUGUAAAUCAGUUUAAUCCAAUAAACAAACAUAUACAUUGUAGUAUUAUAUACUGUAUGUGUGUAAUUAUAUAUUAUUUAGAUGGGUGAAAUCAACUUCUG
Chelmon rostratus (copperband butterflyfish) is the source of this 2509-nucleotide messenger RNA. It is a transcript of the gene tsnax, whose product is annotated as translin-associated factor X. The transcript is spliced from 6 exons. Gene Ontology annotation, molecular function: sequence-specific DNA binding; RNA binding; RNA endonuclease activity. Bases 284 to 1135 code for a protein of 283 amino acids. NCBI's taxonomy places the organism in Eukaryota, Metazoa, Chordata, Actinopteri, Chaetodontiformes, Chaetodontidae. The record is from RefSeq and is a predicted model, not a curated record. Gene Ontology annotation, cellular component: cytoplasm; nucleus.